AUGGGUUACGUAGUUUUGGGUUCUUCGGCAAUACUUCAGUAUCUGAACACCAAUUUUAUUCUUACCUACUACUAUGCCUACGUCUCAGUGUACCUGCGACGUGCAGUGAAGGAAACGUCGUCCUUGCCCACAUUUUCGAACACUUUCGUGUAUCUCUGGUGCGCACCUGUCACACUGUUUGCGUGUUGUACACUGAUGUACUACGAACUGUAUCUGCUUACUGACCGCAACGUUAAGCGCGAUGCUGUGGCGGUUCGCAUGCAGGAUGUCGUUCGUCUCUAUAACGCCCAGAUGUCAUUUCCGCUUCUGUUUUUUUUUUUUUUUCAGAAUGUAUAUGGGGCCGCCCUUCUAGCAACCGCGUGUGCUUAUCACAUACCCUUUGUAACGCUUCUUUUUGUGGCUCUUCUCUGGAUCGUGCACAUAAUUUACGUGGUUGAGCAAUACAUGAGAGAGUGGGCAUACUGGCACCGGCGCGGCAGCUCUUUGGGGCUCUGUGGUUGCAUCUCUCUCUCUGCCGCCAUGACGGCAAUCCUUUCCUCGGGUUACGAAGCGAAGGGGUCGCGGUCUGCCUCGUGGAAUGCGUCGUGA
Leishmania braziliensis MHOM/BR/75/M2904 is the source of this 588-nucleotide messenger RNA. RefSeq lists its product as hypothetical. The record is from RefSeq and is a predicted model, not a curated record. The coding region runs from base 1 to 588 and encodes 195 amino acids. NCBI's taxonomy places the organism in Eukaryota, Euglenozoa, Kinetoplastea, Trypanosomatida, Trypanosomatidae. The transcript has a single exon.